Molecule: messenger RNA, 982 nt
Organism: Hemicordylus capensis (graceful crag lizard)
Lineage: Eukaryota; Metazoa; Chordata; Lepidosauria; Squamata; Cordylidae
Gene: RPA3
Product: replication protein A3
Exons: 4
Coding region: 154-513 (119 amino acids)
Biological process (GO): double-strand break repair via homologous recombination; nucleotide-excision repair; base-excision repair
Cellular component (GO): DNA replication factor A complex; site of double-strand break; nucleus
Molecular function (GO): damaged DNA binding; single-stranded DNA binding
Source: RefSeq, a predicted model, not a curated record
AACUAAAAUCCUGGGGCCGCUUAGUAGCGUCCCUGUUGCUAUGGUAACUUAUCGGGCCCUUUGCAGAGAGCGGAAGUAGAUAUUUCCCGCCAAUGUGAUUUGGAAGGAUAGAGAGAAAAGCGGGUUGUUGGCUUUGACUCUGGUUCCGAGAAGAUGGCGGAUAUUUUUGAAGGGCCCCGACCUCGCAUAGCCACGAAUAAUCUGGCCCGGUAUAUUGGAAAGCCUGUCUGUUUCGUGGGGCGUGUGGAAAAGAUUCAUCCAUCUGGGAAACUUUUCUUCUUGUCAGAUGGCGAAGGGAAAAAUGCAACUAUUGAACUGAAUGAACCUCUUGAUGAAGAGAUCUCUGGAGUCAUUGAAGUAGUAGGAAGAGUUACAAAUCAAGCGAACAUAGCGUGUGCGUCAUAUACCCAAUUCAGAGAAGAUAAAAGCUUGUUUGAUCUUGCUCUGUAUAAUGAAGCUCUGAAAGUUAUCCAUGACUUUCCUGAGUACUAUCCUUUCGGUGCUGAGGCAUGACCAACAACUUGUAUUACAACUUCAGAAAGGACAAUUCUUUGGUACCCAUCUGAACAGGAUUAUUCAAGAAUCGCUGUGAGAAAUGAGAUUUGUUAAAAUGAUCUUGGGACAAUCUGACUUACCCAAGACUCAGUACAAAACUUAUGUAUUUGUACUUGCCAAUUGACUUAAUAUGAGCUAUAAACCUGGUGGAGGAGGAAAGCCCAUAUCCAGUGAAGGCAACACUUAUCAAUGAUGAGCAUUUUAAUGUUAGACUGCUGCUCGUGUACCCUGGGAUCCUGGUAAAUAUAUGUAAAAUACCUAUUUGGUUUGGGAAGGGGUCCCCCGCCAUCUUUAGGUAGUAUUGUGUAUAUGAAGAUUACCAGAGAGAAAAGUCAGUGUGUAGGAUAUUUAAAACACGUUAUCACUUCAUUAACAAAUUAUCAUAUUUCAAUGACAUCCAAAUAAAAUGUGUUUGGUUCUUCUUUCA